AUGCGCUACGCUAUUUGCAUUCGCGGGCCCCUUUCAGUGGUCCAUGGCGACCUGAAGUCCUCAAACACGUUCGUGCAGCAUUUGUGUUUCAAUGGCUGCAUCAUUGCGCUCACGAAGCUGCUAGAUUUCGGCAUCGCGCGCCUGCUCACUCGCUCGGCGGAGCCUUUGGGCGGCACAACGCGGUGGAGGGCUCCCGACCUGUUCGGGGAGAAGAUUGUUCGUCCAGAGGCGGCAGCGGAUGUGUACUCGGUCGGCUUGUUGAUGUUCUUCAUCGUAAUUGGGACGUUGCUUUUCCAGCAUGUUCAUGGCAAAGAGAUUGGCCGAAGAAGAGUUGAGAAGCAGCCGCUCUUCUUAUCUUGGCCUGAUGACCGCAGCGACAUGUUGAGCUUGCAGUGUUGGUGCACCGCUUCGGUGGAGCUACGUACGCACGCAGGUGUGGCCAGAGGAACGACCGAGUGUCUAGGCUGUUUGUGA
This is a messenger RNA of Prorocentrum cordatum, 474 nucleotides long. NCBI's taxonomy places the organism in Eukaryota, Dinophyceae, Prorocentrales, Prorocentraceae. The record is from the annotation of a GenBank genome assembly.